AUGGCUGGUAAAAAGAAGAUUCUGGUUCUGAUUUCGGGGUCGGGCACGAAUUUACAGGCCCUGAUCGAUGCGUGUGCUGCUGGCAAAAUCGAUGGGGAGAUUGUGAAAGUGGUUUCGUCGUCACCCGAUGCGUAUGGCUUGACUCGGGCCAGUAAUAGCUCGAUUCCGACUCAUGUUCACGAUCUCCAAGGUCAAUAUUAUAAGAAUAUCCCCAAAGAAGACAAAAAGGCUCGAAAGCAAGCUCGCGAUAAGUUCAAUUUAGACCUUGCUGAGUACAUUGUGCGUCCAGAGAACAAACCCGAUUUGAUUGUAUGUGCGGGUUGGAUGCUGAUUUUAUCACGAGAUUUCCUUCUGGAACUCGAGAAACACAAGGUUCCUAUUAUCAAUCUCCAUCCAGCACUUCCUGGUGCAUUUGCAGGAAUCAAUGCCAUUGAACGGGCAUGGCAAGCAGGCCAGAACGGCGAAAUCUCCACUGCUGGAGUCAUGAUUCAUAAAGUUAUCACCGAGGUCGACGAAGGUGAACCACUCGUCGUCAAAGAGUUCCCACUCAUCCGCACCGAGUCGCUCGAACAAUACACCGACCGCGUGCACUCGGUCGAACAUAUCGCCAUCGUCGAGGGUACCCAAAAGGCCCUCCAAACGCUCGUCCUGUAA
Sugiyamaella lignohabitans is the source of this 654-nucleotide messenger RNA. RefSeq names its product phosphoribosylglycinamide formyltransferase (gene ADE8). NCBI's taxonomy places the organism in Eukaryota, Fungi, Ascomycota, Dipodascomycetes, Dipodascales, Trichomonascaceae. Gene Ontology annotation, biological process: 'de novo' IMP biosynthetic process. Gene Ontology annotation, cellular component: cytoplasm. The record is from RefSeq and is a predicted model, not a curated record. The transcript has a single exon. Gene Ontology annotation, molecular function: phosphoribosylglycinamide formyltransferase activity. The coding region runs from base 1 to 654 and encodes 217 amino acids.